AUGGUGCCAAACCAAGUCAGCAUCUUCUCCAUCGUCAUGUAUGUGCUUGAGUCCUUGAUAAUAAUUAUACAAAGUGGUAUGACUGUUGCAGUGCUGUUCAGAGAGUGGAUGAACUUUCAAAGACUGUCACCGGUGGAAAUGAUUCUUAUUAGCCUUGGCACUUCACAUUUCUGUCUACAAUUGGCAUCAAUGGUAUACAACUUUGGCACCUUUUCUAGACCUGUACAAGUAUUAUGGAAGAUAUCAGUCAUCUGGGAGUUUAUGAACAUUUUGACAUUCUGGCUAACCAGUUUUCUUGCUGUCUUCUACUGUGCCAAGGUCUCUUCCUUCACCCACCCCAUCUUCCAUUGGCUGAAGUGGAAAAUUUUGAAAUUGGUUCCUUGGUUGAUAUUGGGUACUCUGAUAGCUUCUUGUUUGUCAAUCAUCCCUUCCAUUGUUAAAUAUCAAAUCCAGAAUGAAUUAAUCACCCUAGAUCAUUUACCCAGAAACAGUACUUUGAUUGUAAGACUCAAGAUGUUUGAACAGCGUUUUUCCGGUCCUUUUAAAGUUAUUGGUUUUGGUAUUCCCUUCCUCGUGUUCCUGGUUGCUAUUAUCUUACUCACAGUCUCACUGGUCCGACACUGGGGGCAGAUGAAAGAGUAUAACACCAACAACUGCAGCAUGAAAGCUCAGUCCACUGUUCUGAGGUCACUUACUACCUUCUUUGUCUUCUUCACAUCCUAUUUUCUGACUAUAGUAGUCUCCUUUAUAGGCACCAUAUUUGAUAAGAAAUCAUGGUUCUGGGUCUGUGAAGCUGUCAUCUAUGGUUUAGUCUGUAUUCACUAUACUUCACUGAUGAUGAGUAACCCUACAUUGAAAAAAGUACUGAAGAUGCAAUUCUGA
Peromyscus californicus insignis is the source of this 882-nucleotide messenger RNA. RefSeq names its product taste 2 receptor member 16 (gene Tas2r16). The record is from RefSeq and is a predicted model, not a curated record. Gene Ontology annotation, biological process: sensory perception of taste; detection of chemical stimulus involved in sensory perception of bitter taste; G protein-coupled receptor signaling pathway. The coding region runs from base 1 to 882 and encodes 293 amino acids. Gene Ontology annotation, molecular function: bitter taste receptor activity; G protein-coupled receptor activity. The transcript has a single exon. Gene Ontology annotation, cellular component: membrane. Lineage: Eukaryota; Metazoa; Chordata; Mammalia; Rodentia; Cricetidae.